AAUACCUUUCAAGAUGGCGGUCUGCAUUGCUGUCAUUGCGAAGGAGAAUUACCCUUUGUACAUUCGAAGUGUUCCCUCACAAAGUGAACUGAAGUUUCACUACACAGUGCACACCUCUCUGGAUGUGGUGGAGGAGAAGAUUUCUGCAGUAGGUAAAGCCAUGGCUGACCAGAGAGAGCUUUACCUCGGACUUCUUUACCCAACUGAGGACUAUAAAGUAUAUGGCUAUGUAACAAAUUCCAAGGUCAAAUUUGUGAUUGUUGUAGAUUCAUCAAACACAUCCCUGAGAGACAACGAGAUUAGAAGUAUGUUCAGGAAGUUGCACAACUCUUUCACAGACGUGAUGUGCAAUCCCUUCUACAACCCCGGUGAUCCAAUUCAGUCUAAGGCCUUUGACAGCAUGGUUUCAGGAAUGAUGGUGCAAGCUUGUUGAUGUCCAGUCUGUAUACUGUAUAUAAAUCCCCCCUUUUCUGUCCUGUGUAUGUAUGUGAUUGC
Messenger RNA from Chanos chanos (milkfish), 495 nucleotides. RefSeq names its product trafficking protein particle complex subunit 2L (gene trappc2l). The record is from RefSeq and is a predicted model, not a curated record. Lineage: Eukaryota; Metazoa; Chordata; Actinopteri; Gonorynchiformes; Chanidae. Bases 14 to 433 code for a protein of 139 amino acids. The transcript has 5 exons. Gene Ontology annotation, biological process: endoplasmic reticulum to Golgi vesicle-mediated transport.